Molecule: messenger RNA, 896 nt
Organism: Catharus ustulatus (Swainson's thrush)
Lineage: Eukaryota; Metazoa; Chordata; Aves; Passeriformes; Turdidae
Gene: IER3
Product: immediate early response 3
Exons: 2
Coding region: 46-534 (162 amino acids)
Biological process (GO): DNA damage response; negative regulation of apoptotic process
Cellular component (GO): nucleus
Source: RefSeq, a predicted model, not a curated record
AUAACCCCGAGGCCGCGGGUUCGAAUCCCGCCAUUUCCUGUCGCCAUGUCCAUGGUGGCCGCUGUCGCCGCCACCGCCACGUGUCCGGGCCGAUGUUGGGGACAUCCCGAGGGUGUCCCCAAAGGGGUGGCACCGUCCCCACCUCGUCACUUCACCUUCGAACCCCCCCCUGCGCCCCGAGGUCCCUCCAGGCCUCGGCGACCUCGGCAUCGCCGCGUUCUUUAUCCGCCCGCUGUGCGCCGCCCCCUCCCCUCCGAAGAACCCAGCGCCGCCAAACGCCUCCUGCUCCUCCUGCUGGCCGUGGUGGGCACCCAAAUCUACAACGCGCCGGGAGACGACGGCGCCGCCGGUUUGGGGACCAGAACGGACUUGGGGACAACUCUGGGGACAAAUUUGACAACGAGGACAAUCCCAGUUCUGGAGGAACCCCAAAUUCCGGCCUGGAACGCCAACGGAACCGCGGGUGGCGCCUGUCCCGCUUUCCUGUGGGUGUCACCCCCUUUGUCACCAGCUGGAGGCGCCAGGACGCGCUGAGGGACAAUCCCAGAAUCCUCCUGGGUUAAUUAACGAGGUCGUUAAUUAACAAGGCCGUUAAUUACGGCGGAAGAGCCGGGAGAAGGCGGCGACGUCGAACGAGCCCAGUUUGGAACUGGGAGGACUGGAAAGGGGAGGAACCAUGAAUUGAGGGGGGGUUGUUCCCAUUCCCUAAUUAAUUAGCUCAUUAAUUACCCCUUAAUUAGCUGGUUAAUUAAUGAGCAACUCAUUAAUUAGCCCCCAAGGUUGACUGGUUAAUGGUGGGACCAGUCCCAGUCGGGAACUGGGAGCACUGGGAAAGGGGGCGUGGUCAGGAUGGGCCUCGUUAAUGAGGUUUAAUUAACGAGGUUUGAAUUAUUUAU